Molecule: messenger RNA, 2279 nt
Organism: Ziziphus jujuba (common jujube)
Lineage: Eukaryota; Viridiplantae; Streptophyta; Magnoliopsida; Rosales; Rhamnaceae
Product: phosphatidate cytidylyltransferase 1
Exons: 12
Coding region: 727-1998 (423 amino acids)
Cellular component (GO): endoplasmic reticulum membrane
Molecular function (GO): phosphatidate cytidylyltransferase activity
Source: RefSeq, a predicted model, not a curated record
CCAUUAGUUUUGCUCUCUCUCUCUCUCUCUCUCUCUCUGUUUCUCUAAUUCUAUCAUGGCUUUUCCAAAUCCCUGACUCACCACAACCAACAAGAAGAAGAAGAAAAAACAACAAGUAGAAGUAUCAUCAUAUGUCACAAUUUUGUUUGCAUUGGCGUUGAUCCACUGGCAUUGCUCAUUUCACAAUCUUCGUUAUCGUUGCUGUUUUUUCCCCAGAUUCAAAACUGUUUCUAUAAUGUACAAUUUAUUUAGCAUUUCAAUGAAAGCAGGAACUUGUAUCUAUACCCAGAAUAGAAAAAAAUUAUUAGAUUCUCUUGGUAAAAGUUUGGCAAGCUAUUAGAUGCGACCAUUAGGCUUUUCUUCCAUGGUGGUUGGUUUAAUUAUAUCUUCUUGAUUUUUCUUUAUAAAAGAAAAAGAGAAAAAAAAAAAAAUUUUGGUAAUGGAGAUACAGUUGAAAAAUGAUAUAUUCCAAUGCUCAUGUGGAUCAAGGUGUGGCUGGCAGGAUGCAGAUGGGCUUCUUAGACGACCUACAAUGGGGUAGACCUGAUUAUUUAGUUCUGGAAUGAGUUUGGAUAUUUUUUUUUUUUUUUCAUUUACCAAAGAAGGCCUUUGUAUUCAAGUUUUAUGGUGGUUACACAAAGUUGACAAGUGUUCUUACGGAGUGUUCCUGUGCAUAAAUCGUUUUGGACUUGAUUUGGAUCGAUCGCCAAAAUAUUAAUAAGAGAUAUGGACAAGCAUCACAAUGUCGCUCCACCACCCACAUCUACACCUCGCAUUCGACAUAGAAGGCGUUCCAAUGAGAUUCCUUCUGAGUUUAGCAGAUCAAAUGGAAGCCAUUCACCUGUCAAGGAUCAAAGCAAAUAUAGAACAAUGUGGAUCCGAGCUUAUUCAUCUAUGUGGAUGUUUGGUGUUGUUUCGGCUGUCAUCUAUUUGGGUCAUCUUUACAUAUGGGCUCUGGUUGUUGUUAUACAAAUAUUUAUGGCGAGUGAGCUUUUCAGUCUACUUAGAAGAACUCGUGAAGAUAGGCAUCUUCCCGGAUUUAGGCUCUUGAACUGGCAUUUUUUCUUCACAGCAAUGCUAUUUGUAUAUGGUCGAAUUCUCAAUCAACAGCUUGUGAAUACAGUUACCUCAGAUAAAUUUUUCAAUAGGCUAGUGAGUGGCUUUAUCAAGUAUCAGAUGGUUAUUUGUUACUUCUUGUAUAUUGCAGGUUUCGUGUGGUUUAUUCUUACAUUAAAGAAAAGGAUGUACAAGUAUCAAUUUAGCCAGUAUGCAUGGACACACAUGAUUCUUAUUGUGGUGUUCACCCAGUCUGCGUUCACUGUAGCCAAUACAUUUGAAGGGAUGUUCUGGUCUCUUCUACCAGCAUCACUUAUUGCCAUCAAUGACGUUGCUGCUUAUUUCUUUGGUUUCUUUUUUGGAAGAACACCAUUGAUCAAGCUAUCUCCAAAGAAAACAUGGGAGGGUUUUAUUGGAGCAUCAAUCGCAACUCUGACCUCAGCAUUCUUGUUUGCCAACAUAUUAGGCCGUUUCCAGUGGCUGACCUGUCCAAGGAAGGACUUGUCAACUGGUUGGCUUCACUGUGAUCCUGACCCGCUUUUUAAGCCUGAGUAUUUCUCCUUACCAGGAUGGCUGACUCAUUGGGUUCCUUGGAAAGAGGUGCCAAUUUUGCCAGUACAGUGGCAUGCUUUAUGCCUGGGUUUGUUUGCUUCAAUAAUAGCUCCAUUUGGAGGCUUUUUUGCUAGUGGUUUCAAAAGAGCUUUUAAUAUCAAGGAUUUUGGUGCUAGUAUUCCUGGACAUGGCGGAUUUACUGAUAGAAUGGAUUGCCAAAUGGUAAUGUCUGUUUUUGCCUAUAUCUAUCAUCAGUCAUUUGUUGUUCCUGACUAUUCGGUGGAUAUGAUAAUGGACCAGAUAUCAAGACACCUUUCUUUGGAGGAGCAGCAAGUUCUGUUUAUGAAACUUGGGGAGGUACUUGACGAGAGGCAUUAUUUGGUGAAUUAGAAGUAUACAUUUUUGUCUGCAAUUUUCCAUUUCUAAAUUUCGUCCAGCAUCCUAUAGAAACAAUAUUAGAUGCCUUAUUUAUUUAUUUUUUGUGUGUGAAUAGUAGUUUUUCUUUUCAUAUUUUUGUUGGGAUCCAUCAACAAACUUGAAAUCUUGCUCCAUAAAAAUGGGCGCCAUCAGAGUAAUGGUACUGCCACCAAAUUUUUUUACCAACUAAUAUAGUAAAUGAUGUGACAUUAUUUUAUUAGUAUGGACAUUAAUACAAACUAAACAUGGACAAU